AUGCCUGGCAAUCUCGAGGAAACGUGCGAUCCAAUUGCACCAGAAGCAACGACAACAGCAACACGUGUACAACUCAGCCAAAUAAUUGCAGCUCUGCCGGCCAGCGUACAAGAAAAUGUGCACUUAUCCAUCACGGGAUUAUCACAUCGAAUGCCUUAUAGUCGUCUUCCUCAUGAGCGCAAGGCAAAAAGCAGACUAUUAGCCAAUGCAUCAAGCCUCACGCUUCACGAUGUUCCCAUCUGGACAUCUAGGUCAGGGGCUACCCUCAUAAGUAUCGAAUCUUGUGCUGUUACACAACCAAUGUCCUUACUUCAGCUUCCCUUUUCCGUUCACAUGAGAGUGGAGAUCCCAUCCCAGGGUUGUCAUGGAGGUGAUGCUAAAGGAUGCACUGAUUUUCUUGUUGACAUGUGUCAUCCAAUGCAUGCACUGACCGACGCAGAUGUGCCCGUCUGUAUUGUAUCUGUAACUGUCAAAGACAAUAUAUGUCAUGUUGUCCUUGUAACAUCUGCCGGGUCCCUUCUUCUGUGCAUGAUAUCUAUGAGUUCACGCAUCUUAUCCUCCAAGGUUGUCCUUGGAUAUAACGUAACAAUGUGUUCUAUGCUCCAAAAUACCCUCUACUUUCUCUCUAAUGGUCGUCUAUACUCCACAGAACUUAAUAGUGUGCACGUUGUGCCGCCACUGCAACUGCAACCGCACUUAGUUCCGCAUGGGGCUAAGGUACUGACCCAUAUAUCAACUGACUACACAGAGGUUCAUGCCAUGUCUUCGACAGGAACGGUGUACAGUGGAACAUGCAGUGGAUUAGUGCGGGUGUGCAGUUUUGAGAGCAAUAGCAUUGUCUCGCUUGUUGCUGUAUCUGGGAAGAAAGUUGCGUACGCCAUUCUUCGUUCCAAUAUGACCGCUUAUCUCUGUACCAGCCACGGAGAUACUUUGACCACGUACAACGCCGUUCUACAAAUCCAGCAAACAGUUGAUAAACAAGGAGUUCUCUUGCUUCUUCGCGGACUGAUUAUCUUAAUCUAUGGAGAUACAGCUUAUUCGAUUGUUAUAUCAUCAACAGCUGAUUUGGACCUGUUGGAUGCUUUUUCUUCACGAAUACUAUCUAGUAAUAUUAUGGGAAACACUCUGGCAGUUGUGUAUUCCUGCGGAGAUGAGUGCUUUCGGUUGACAGCUAGGUUCCCACCGUUAUCCAAAUCACAGCUGAAACGGAUGUCGCUACAGAAUUGCAUUAGCAUGCAAUCCACAAAGGUGAAGCCAAUCGGAAUAACUGCGUUGGCUUCUUCCGGCUCCUCCUUUUUUAUGUUGACAGCCCAUAACUCGCCCUUUUGCUCCGUCUAUUUCUUAGCGCUCUGUGAGCGCUCUAAGCAGACCCACAAAGCUGGAGCUGAGCACUGCAUAUUUGGCAGCAAAUGUGUGGAGCCAAGCUUGUGCUCAUUGUGCAGAUGCAAAUACAGUUGGAAUACCGCACCUUCUAUAAAUCCUGAUCCAUCUGGCACAAAUUUAAAUUGGUACAUAGCCGCUCUUACAGAAGCAGGGAGGUGUCUGGAUUAUGAUUGUGCAAUACAGAUAAUUAAAAAGGAGAUAGAUUGCGAUAAAGUAAAGACAGAACUGAUCAAUCAAUAUGUAACUAGCCCGCUUGCUCCAUUUUUGAACUCAUUUGUGCUCGAUCUAGCUCAACUCGAAGUGUUGACCCAAACUGGAUGCUCCUUUGUGGCACUUCAUGUUGCUAUUCUCAUAGUGCAGCGCUAUGGGGCGUCUACUCCGUGGCUUACAGCACUUGUUUGUCAAGACACAAAGAUGUCAAAAAGACACCUUCGUGACCUGGCGUCAAUCUUUUCACUUCACCUUGGUUUCUUUGGAAUCCCUGUGCUGGGAAGUCCAACGCGGCGCAAUGUAGCGUCUGACUCCGCAUUAAAUUGUGAAUCGGCGGAAAAUUAA
Messenger RNA from Giardia duodenalis, 1938 nucleotides. RefSeq lists its product as uncharacterized. Lineage: Eukaryota; Fornicata; Diplomonadida; Hexamitidae. The coding region runs from base 1 to 1938 and encodes 645 amino acids. The transcript has a single exon. The record is from RefSeq and is a predicted model, not a curated record.